AUGACCUCUAACCAUGGCAACACCACCAUGACCUCUAAUCAUGGCAGCACCACCAUGACCUCUAAUCAUGGCAACACCACCAUGACCUCUAAUCAUGGCAGCACCACCAUGACCUCUAACCAUGGCAGCACCACCAUGACCUCUAACCAUGGCAACACCACCAUGACCUCUAAUCAUGGCAACACCACCAUGACCUCUAAUCAUGGCAGCACCACCAUGACCUCUAAUAAUGGCAGCACCACCAUGACCUCUAAUCAUGGCAGCACCACCAUGACCUCUAACCAUGGCAACACCACCAUGACCUCUAAUCAUGGCAACACCACCAUGACCUCUAAUCAUGGCAGCACCACCAUGACCUCUAAUCAUGGCAGCACCACCAUGACCUCUAACCAUGGCAACACCACCAUGACCUCUAAUCAUGGCAACACCACCAUGACCUCUAAUCAUGGCAGCACCACCAUGACCUCUAACCAUGGCAGCACCACCAUGACCUCUAACCAUGGCAACACCACCAUGACCUCUAAUCAUGGCAACACCACCAUGACCUCUAAUCAUGGCAGCACCACCAUGACCUCUAACCAUGGCAGCACCACCAUGACCUCUAACCAUGGCAGCACCACCAUGACCUCUAAUCAUGGCAGCACCACCAUGACCUCUAAUCAUGGCAGCACCACCAUGACCUCUAACCAUGGCAGCACCACCAUGACCUCUAACCAUGGCAGCACCACCAUGACCUCUAACCAUGGCAACACCACCAUGACCUCUAACCAUGGCAACACCACCAUGACCUCUAAUCAUGGCAACACCACCAUGACCUCUAACCAUGGCAACACCACCAUGACCUCUAAUCAUGGCAACACCACCAUGACCUCUAACCAUGGCAACACCACCAUGACCUCUAAUCAUGGCAACACCACCAUGACCUCUAAUCAUGGCAGCACCACCAUGACCUCUAACCAUGGCAGCACCACCAUGACCUCUAACCAUGGCAGCACCACCAUGACCUCUAACCAUGGCAACACCACCAUGACCUCUAAUCAUGGCAACACCACCAUGACCUCUAAUCAUGGCAACACCACCAUGACCUCUAAUCAUGGCAGCACCACCAUGACCUCUAACCAUGGCAGCACCACCAUGACCUCUAACCAUGGCAGCACCACCAUGACCUCUAACCAUGGCAGCACCACCAUGACCUCUAACCAUGGCAACACCACCAUGACCUCUAAUCAUGGCAGCACCACCAUGACCUCUAAUCAUGGCAGCACCACCAUGACCUACCAGUCCUUCAGUUCCCUCUACAUUCACACCCAAGGUUCCACUUGCCACGCUGAAUUCUGCAAGAAAAAGUGGUCAUUUGGAUAA
This is a messenger RNA of Procambarus clarkii (red swamp crayfish), 1362 nucleotides long. The record is from RefSeq and is a predicted model, not a curated record. Lineage: Eukaryota; Metazoa; Arthropoda; Malacostraca; Decapoda; Cambaridae.